Messenger RNA from Diatraea saccharalis (sugarcane borer), 4108 nucleotides. The record is from the annotation of a GenBank genome assembly. Lineage: Eukaryota; Metazoa; Arthropoda; Insecta; Lepidoptera; Crambidae.
UAAACCAACGACAGUCAAUCAAUUGUUAGAGAUUUUUUUUAUAAUUUAUAGUACGUCAAUCACAAAUGGUGCAAGUGUAGUUGUUCUUUUUUAUUUUUAUCCGGUUCUAAUAAAACAGUCUUUGUUAUAUUCUUAUAAGAAAAUCGUCAUGUUGACAAAAAGAAUUUCAUAACGCCAUAAAGAAUCGAUCGUCGUACGAUCUUUCGACGUUCAUACGGAACGGCUAAUCAUGUUUUCGCGUAAAAUUCAUUAGAAGUCCUUGUAAGGUGUGACAUAUACAGUUCCUAGUGCAUAAUAAUCUUCUACUAUAAUCAUGAAUUUCGACGAAACUUCAAGUAGUGGAUACGUGACGACGGAGACAAUAUAUGGGACUCAUGAAGAUUCCCAUGUUGUUAUGUCAGAGAAGGUUCAAUCGUUGGCUGGAAGUAUUUAUCAGGAGUUCGAGCGAAUGAUAGCUCGUUACGAUGAAGAUGUAGUGAAGACUUUGAUGCCUUUGCUUGUGAACGUUUUGGAGUGCUUAGAUUCAGCAUACCAGACGAACCAGGAGCACGAGGUAGAACUAGAGUUACUGCGGGAAGACAACGAACAGCUGGUAACACAAUAUGAACGCGAGAAGGCGGCGAGGAAACACUCUGAACAAAAGUUGUUGGAAGCUGAAGAUCACUACGAAGGAGAAAGAAAGGAUUUAACUGGAAGACUAGAGGCUCUUGAUAGCAUUGUAAGAAUGCUAGAGUUAAAGCAUAAGAACUCACUUGACCAUGCUAGCAGACUUGAAGAGAGAGAAAAUGAACUCAAAAAGGAAUAUGCAAAACUACAUGAACGUUAUACUGAGCUAUUUAAGACACAUAUGGAUUACAUGGAACGGACAAAAUUAUUACUAAGCACAGCAAGUGAACGGAAUGAAGUUCGAGGAAGGUUAGGACUUAAUCCAAUGGGCAGAUCAAGUGGUCCCAUAUCAUUUGGGUUUGCAUCUCUGGAAGGAUCUGUAAAUGUUGUUGAACAGUCUGAAAGUAUGCCUGGUAGUCCUGUUAGUUUAUCUUCAUCGCCUCCAACGCCACCACUUGGUUCAGAGCUAGCAGCAGUACAGACAGUGGAAAGGGCACAUCAGACUGAUCCAAUUACACAGCAGAGUCAGGCUACAUCACCUGUAGCGCCACCAAAUGCUAGCUUGGGAAAAUCUCAGACAAAGAGUGAAAAACGCAGCGGGAACACUUUAUACCAAGAGCUGGCCUUCCAUGAUACUGAAGCAAAUAUAGCAGAAGGCGACGACGGUACCGACAUUACAGGUAGUUGGGUACAUCCUGGUGAAUAUGCUUCUUCUGUUAACGAUAACUAUUUUGGUAUGGGAAAAGAAGUCGAGAACCUAAUAUUGGAAAACAACGAGUUACUGGCGACAAAAAAUGCUUUGAACGUUGUCAAAGAUGAUUUGAUCGUCAAGGUAGACGAAUUGACCGCUGAGCAGGAGAUUUUGAGAGAGGAGGUUUCCAACUUGAGCUCCGCCAGAGAGAAACUAAAAGAAAGAGUUACACAAUUAGAAGAGGAAUUAAGGAAUCUUAAGGAGACAAUGAGUAAUAACGCAGGCGGCGGCGAUAACGAGGACGAGGCUGAUGUUCCUAUGGCACAACGUAGACGGUUCACUCGAGUCGAGAUGGCAAGAGUCCUCAUGGAAAGAAACCAGUACAAAGAAAGAUUUAUGGAGCUGCAAGACGCUGUGCGUUGGACAGAGAUGGUGCGCGCUAGCCGCGUAGAUUCAACCAUGGAUAAGAAAAACAAGCAGAGCAUAUGGAAGUUUUUUAGCAAUCUCUUCAGUACCGGUGAGAGGCCUCAACGGCCACUAUCGACGCCGCACCUGGGUGCGGUCGCGGUGCCGCAGUCGCAGAUGCGACAUUCUCGCACUCAGGCAGAUUUUCUGGAAACGCAGCUCACGGAUUCUCACCACAGGAGGCACGAGAGGAGCGAGCAGUUCCGACAAGUGCGGGCGCACGUACGCAAGGAGGACGGUCGUAUGCAGGCGUACGGUUGGAGCCUCCCGGGCAAGAGCGGUCAGAGCCAGAAGGGACCGAGCCCGUGUACGUCACUGUCAUCGGCCGGCGUACCGGUACCAGUGCCUGUGUUUUGUAGACCCAUAGCUGAAAACGAGCCACGUAUGACACUCCUGUGUGCCGCCGGAGUGAAUCUAAAUGGUGGGAUCACACCGGACGGUGGAUGUAUGGUUGGUGAGAGUGUCUUUUAUGACGAGAAGCCCGAAAAUACUAUGUGCCUAGCAUACGAAAUGAGCAAAGCGCAAUCGGCUCAUUCUCCGGAAGUGGAACAAAUCAAUAGACAACUUCAGUCCACGCUCAGUGUUGAACGUACUGAAAAGAAUCUCUCUUCUCUCGUCUGGAUUUGUUCUUGUACUCAGACGAAGGGUGUAGUAAUGAUCAUUGACGCCAACAAUCCCGCAGUGGUGCUAGAAUCCUUCCCCGUCAGUGACAAGCAUAUAUUGUGCGUAGCUUCAGUCCCCGGUGCGACGGCGGAAGAUUACAGGGAAUAUGAAGAGAGAAUGUCUGGGGAGACAGAGACAAAGAGACAUUCAUCAUUAUUUUGCAUGGGCGAGUCUGUGGAAAGUGCCAGCAAUGGACUACAAGGAUCAGAUAGUGAAGGCGGCGAUAAAGAUAACCCUAUUGGCAGUACUAGACUGGUACAAGCUACACUUCUCACUCCUCCAAGCACGCCAGUCAAAGAACCUGAGCCACCUUCUGAAGGUAACCCGCCUAAGGAGGCCACAGCUAAAGACGUGGAAGAACCAGAUACCACCGCGCCCGACAGUCCGCCUCUUAGCUCCACCCCUAUUAAUGCGGAUCACCAAGGCUCACCUGAGCCUGGAGUCGAUGCGUUUGCUCAGGAACAAUCCAACACCGAGUGUCGCGCGGAUAUCGCUCAAGAGAGGAAAAUGUCAACCGUUAUGGCGACCAUGUGGUUAGGAACUAAGAGCGGUAAUCUAUAUGUACAUUCUGCUUGCGGAAACUACAGCAAAUGUCUUGUGAGGGUGAAGCUAAACGAUGCAAUUUUGUCUAUCGUUGCUUGUGCGUCCCGCUGUAUGGUCGCGCUUGCUGACGGAACAGUUGCAAUAUUUGCUCGGCAGGCUGACGGCCAAUGGGACUUCACACAGUAUUGGUCGUUGACGCUUGGCGAUCCUAAGUGUUCCGUACGUUGCCUCAGCGCGGUCGGAUGCACGGUGUGGUGUGGAUAUCGGAAUAAAGUACACGUGGUGGAUCCGCGAUCACGUACUCUAUCACACACACUAGAAGCGCAUCCGAGACAAGAGAGUCAAGUCAGACAAAUGGCUUGUGACGGAGACGGAGUUUGGGUUUCAAUAAAAAUGGAUUCUACAUUACGACUUUACCACGCACACACGUAUCAGCAUCUAAAAGACGUGGAUAUCGAGCCUUACGUGAGCAAAAUGUUGGGCACUGGCAAACUGGGCUUCUCUCUUGUUCGCAUCACGGCGUUGCUGAUCAGUUCAGGGCGACUGUGGAUUGGAACAAGCAAUGGUGUAGUUAUAUCAGUUCCACUCAGCGAAGGAUCCAGUAAAGACUCGACGGGAGCACCGCCGCCUGCUCGUAAUUUACCUGGUCACGCGGCGUUAGUCCACGCUCGUUCGGCUAGUCCUACGGGCACGAUACCUUGGUGUUCGAUGGCGCACGCCCAGCUCAGUUUCCACGGGCACCGAGACGCCGUCACAUUCUUCGUGGCGGUGCCCGGAGCGCCUGAAUCGCCGGGAUCGCCGCGGUCGCCACGUACGCCGCGUACGCCGGAAUCGCCGCGAGCGCCGCACGUGCCGCCCAUGCUAGUUAUAUCCGGCGGCGAGGGGUAUAUUGACUUUAGGAUAGCCGAUUCCGAGAUGGAGGAUAGUGUGGUGAUAGCGGAAGAUGGUUCGGGCGGUGCCAGUUCAUUGGCGGAGCGCGCGUCCAAGAGCCAUUUGAUAGUGUGGCAGUCACCUGUUCACGUUGUGUUUUCGGAUAUGGGCGCAGUGCUCGGCACCCAAAAUGGACUAUUUCAGCGUCAGUGUUUACACAUUGUAUCGUUUUGUGUAUAUCCGCUUGUUGUUUCACUAUCUAAUCACUAG